AUGACCAAGUUCGCCCAAUCCUCUCUCCUUCGCCAAAUUAGCCCACCCGAGAUAGACAAAGACGACCUCCGACGCAAAGCCAACCUCCUGAACCUCAUCAGGGAGCUCAAGCACCAAAUACCCCACAUCCUCGAGACAAACUUAUCCCGCGCCAUCAUCUCCCGCGACAUCUACCUCCGGAUCUGCCCUUCGCAAGUCGACGAAUCCGUCUUGCCUAAGCUACACGGCACGCUCGCCUACUACAGCGCCUGCAAAGCCAUCCAAUUGUUUAUCUGCUCUGUGAUGUUGAGUCCGCGCGUCAAGCUCCACAUCACCAACAUCCGCACCACCACCACCAAUAAUAACAAUAGUUCGCCAGAUCCACAGUGCAUGUACCCCAAUUCAACUAAGGUGUACGUGCGGUGGAACACAUGCAUGCCGAACUGCGAGCACUUGGGCGCCAUCGAGAGCACGUCGCAUGCAAACUUGGGCUCGCAUAAGUGGUCCCCAGAAGACACCAUCAAGUUGAUGAAUGCAUACAAGUUGAACAGCUUAGCGGGCAUCGUGGCAAAAUUGACCUCUUCCGUGAUGAGCUUGAGCAAGGAGCUGGAGAAGUUGGAGCGGGUCUUGCUGGGCUUGUUCAUUUUCGAGUUGAAUGAGGAGUGCGAUGCUAUCAUGGUUCACACGGUGGAGAAUAUGGAUAUUAUCGAGCGGUUCGAACCUGAAGGGAUCGAUAACGGACUACGAGUCUGCUAG
Molecule: messenger RNA, 735 nt
Organism: Lodderomyces beijingensis
Lineage: Eukaryota; Fungi; Ascomycota; Pichiomycetes; Serinales; Debaryomycetaceae
Source: the annotation of a GenBank genome assembly